UCUCAUUCUGUCUUUGUAGAUAGGAUCAAAUCAGACUGCAUCAUCUAAAUGAAGUUACCCAGCCAUGCAAUGUUCCUGGAAGGCUGUGAUUCUGCUUGCAUUGGUUUCCAUAGCGAUUCAAUACACAGCAAUCAGGACUUUCACAACCAAGCCUUUUCAUAUGUGCCCGGUCCCUAACCCUUUGAACUGCGGCUUGGGACAAGAUGUGGAGUCCUUCGAUCGGACGUGUGAUGAGUACCCGUAUUUUAAUUACAAUUCCUCCAGGAAGAUUCACAUCCUCAUCUUGGCGACCACCCGAAGCGGCUCGUCUUUCGUUGGACAGUUGUUCAACCAACACUCAGAUGUGUUCUAUCUUUUUGAACCACUCUAUCACGUUCAAACAACAUUAAUCCCUCACCUUUCUCCCAGCAGAUAUGCUGUUGAGCGCAGGGUGAUGCUGGGAGCCAGUCGCGACCUUCUGAGAAGCUUGUACAACUGUGACUUGCAUUUCUUAGAGAGUUACAUUAAACCGCAGCCCACAAACCACACCACGGACAAACUCUUUCGACGAGGAGCCAGCAAAGCCCUUUGUUCCAUGCCGGUCUGUGAUGCCUUCAGCCCCAGUGAAGGCAAUGUAGACGAGGGGGAUUGCGUUCGAAAGUGUGCCACCCUCAAUUUGACACUAGCUACCGAAUCGUGUCGAGAAAAGCGCCACGUGGCCAUUAAAACAGUGCGCAUACCAGAGGUGAAUGACCUCAAGGCGCUAAUCGAAGACCCUCGGCUUAACAUGAAAGUGAUCCAGCUUGUGAGGGACCCACGUGGGAUAUUAUCUUCACGGAUUGAAACCUUUCGGGACACGUACCGUCUGUGGCGGAUCUGGAGAGCCACAGGGCGGAAACCAUACAACUUGGAUUUGACCCAGCUCACAACAGUGUGCGAUGACUUCCUGAACUCGGUGUCCACAGGUUUAAGCCGGCCGCCGUGGCUUCGGGGAAGGUACAUGCUGGUAAGGUAUGAGGACCUGGCCAGGAACCCGCUCCAAAAAACCAAGGAGGUUUAUGAGUUCCUGGGUCUUUCCAUGGAAAAGAGCAUUGUGGACUGGAUACAUAACAACACCAGAGGCAAUAAUGAUGUGUCAGCAAAGCAUAAGUAUGGCACGUUGAGGGACUCCGCGGCCAACGCAGAAAGCUGGAGGUUGAAAUUGUCUCAUGACAUAGUUGAUUACACGCAAACUGUUUGUCAGCACAUUUUAGACGAGCUUGGCUACAAAGCUGUCAACUCCCCCGAGGAGCUGAAAAACAUGUCGCUCUCGCUCAUUGAGGACAAAACCUUCAUACCUUUUUUGUAACAAAGGUUAUCGUGUGCACGCACAACUAUUUUUCUACAUUUAUAUUGUACAUUUAAGCCUUAAUGUGAUUGACAUUUGCACUAUGAACUGUUUUUGUACUUUGGAGACUCCCUCGCAGUCACUAUGAUUUUCUGAACAGCACAAGAACCAAAACCCUUAGCUGUAAAGAGAUCGUAACUUCACCUUGAUUGCUCAUUAUUUAUAUACUAGAACAGAGCACCACACUACUGACAAAGAAAAUUUCUGUAUGCUGGCCAUUGCUAUGACAAAAGUGAAUGUGAAUAUUUUGUCGGUCAAAGGACCCAAACUAUUCCCAAGAAAAACAGACCUAAUGUGGGACUGAAAUGCUGUCAUAUAUAAUAACAGCUGUGCAAUAAAAUUGUGAAUGUUUCAGUUAGACUAUUUCUCAGGUUGUUUCUCAGUGUAAAUUCUUGACUGCCACAACUUGAAACAGAGUUUAAAGGAAUAUUCCAGACAAGUUAAGCUUAAUUGGCAGCAUUUGUGGCAUAAUGUUGAUUACCACAAAAAUUGAUUUUGACUUGUUCCUCCUUUUCUUUAAAAAAAGCAAAAAUCUGGGUUCCAGUGAGGGGGAAGUGAA
This is a messenger RNA of Myxocyprinus asiaticus (Chinese sucker), 1925 nucleotides long. Its product is annotated as carbohydrate sulfotransferase 1. Gene Ontology annotation, cellular component: Golgi membrane. The transcript has a single exon. Lineage: Eukaryota; Metazoa; Chordata; Actinopteri; Cypriniformes; Catostomidae. Gene Ontology annotation, molecular function: N-acetylglucosamine 6-O-sulfotransferase activity; keratan sulfotransferase activity. The record is from RefSeq and is a predicted model, not a curated record. Bases 65 to 1327 code for a protein of 420 amino acids. Gene Ontology annotation, biological process: carbohydrate metabolic process; N-acetylglucosamine metabolic process; keratan sulfate proteoglycan metabolic process.